AUGGUGGCUGACCCUAUGCCUGUUUUGCUUAUGACCAAGAGGACCCAGAUAGACCAGCAAUGGGUUACAGGUGUUGUUGGAAAGCUACACUUAAGUAGUUGGAGCUCAACCCCUUCAGGGACCAUUUACAUCUCCCGGGAAUAUGACCUGGCCCAAGAGGCCCAAGUCCAGGUCUCCAACAGCAUCCUACAGGCCGAGCAGUCCCUUAAAGGGAAGCUGCCUGACUCCCCCCAAGUAGAAGUCCUGUCUUCUUGGCUCCAACUUAUUCAACGCACCCUACUAUUCCUCAAUGAGACCCACACCCUGCCCAACGUCUCCCACUGCUUUCUAUGCACCUCUCUCCAAAGGUCUUUGCUGGCUGCCGUCCCACUCACGACUUCUCCAAGAACCCAAGGGAAAGGUGAAUGUCAGCCUCCUGUGGCUGGCAUUCCCCUUUGUGAACCUGAAACUCCAGAGCCCACCCUGCCCCCACGGAUAUGUUACCAGACCAGUAAUCCAGUAAUCGGAGGGCGAGUCACUUGGAACUGCACCCAGAACUACAUCGCAUCCAGUCACACCAAGGCCAGCCUGGCCCCCUGCCUCCUCAAGUUCAUCCACUCCCGGAUUGCGGAGAUGUCACGGGUGACUGUGAAUCAGCUCCUGCUUCAUCCCUACACUCGGCUCCCCUCCGACCUGCCUCUACCUAACCCUGGCCUUUAAACGACCCCCCCCCAACGUCCCUGUUCAACUGGAAGUAGCCAGAAUGAGUCGGCGUCCCCUAUCACCAAAGG
This is a messenger RNA of Myotis lucifugus (little brown bat), 770 nucleotides long. RefSeq names its product endogenous retrovirus group FC1 Env polyprotein-like. The transcript has 3 exons. The coding region runs from base 1 to 699 and encodes 232 amino acids. The record is from RefSeq and is a predicted model, not a curated record. NCBI's taxonomy places the organism in Eukaryota, Metazoa, Chordata, Mammalia, Chiroptera, Vespertilionidae.